GGAAACACCUCCGAGUACUACAUUGAGGAGACAGUUAUUGAGGAGGGUGAGCCACAUGAGGUGGUCACUGAGAUCACUGAGACGGUCAGCACAGAUGUCUCAGGUCCCCAAACCGCCCCAACCACCCCCAGUGUGGAGCAGGAAAAGCCUCCUGGGGAGAAGGUGGCACCUCCAGCCAGGACAAAGACAAUCCGCACUAAAGUGGACCCAGCCAAGUUCUUGACGCCUUACCUGGAGCACAGCAACAAAAUGAAGGACCUGUUCAGUGAGAACAAGUACAAGGAAAAAUUUAGGAAAGAGAGGGGAAAGCCUUAUGCUUCCACCGCUGAUACCCCAGAAAUCCGGAGGAUCAAGAAGGUGCAGGAGCAGCUCAGUGAGGUUAAAUACCGCAUGGCUGGGGAAAUUGCCAGGACUAUCUGCCACGUGGAUGAAAAGGCCAAGGAUAUAGAACAUGCCAAGAAAGUGUCCCAGCAAGUGAGCAAGGUGUUAUAUAAACAGAACUGGGAGGAGAAUAAGGACAAGUACCUGCUGCCCCCUGAUGCUCCAGAGCUUGUGAAUGCAAUAAAAAACACAGCAAUGUUCAGCAAGAAACUCUACACUGAGGAGUGGGAAGGAGACAAAACUCUGUUUUAUCCCUACAAUGACAGCCCAGAGCUCAGGAGGGUGGCACAGGCUCAGAAGGCUCUGAGUGAUAUUGUCUACAAAAAAGGACAUGAUGAGCAGAAAGCCAAAUUUACCUCCCUGCCAGAUCCCCCUGAGGUGGAACUGGCCAAGAAGGUGACAAAGCAGCUGAGCAAUAUUAAUUAUCAUGAGGACUACAAAAACAAAAUCAAAGGCAAGUGGAGUCAAACUCCGUGCUAUGACGUGGCCAUUGCAAAGAUGAAUGCAGAAAAUCUGAGUAUGAGAAAGUACCAGGAAGACUUUGAAAACAUGAAAGACCAAAUCUACUUCAUGCAGACUGAAACCCCAGAGUAUGAAGCCAACAAGAGAGCUUCAGAUAAUGUCAGCAAGGUGAAAUACAGAGCAGACUAUGAAAAGAAGAAAGCUAUUGCAGAUUACAAUGUGCUUCCUGCUACAGAGAACCCACUGCUGAAGCAAUUAAAGACUGCAGGCAAUAUUCUCAGUGAUAAAUUGUACAAAGAAGCCUAUGAGCAGUCAAGAGGCAACAAGAUGAAUUACUGUGACACCCCCAAGUUCCAGACCGACGCUGCUCUGAAGAAUUUCAGCGACGUGAAAUACAAAGAGGCCUAUCAAAAGAACAUUUUGGGGCACUAUCUGGGCAGCUUUGAGGACCCCCAUCACACCCACUGCAUGCAAGUGGAAGCCAUGAAGAGCGACAAAAACUACAAAGCAGAUUACGAGGAGGAGAAGACAAAAUGCUACUUCCCCCAGACCAUAACUCAGGAGUAUGAAGCCAUCAAGAAGUUGGAGCAAUGCAAAGAUCACACCUACAAAAAGCAUCCUGAUCAAACCAAAUUCACUGCAGUCACCGACUCUCCAGUACAGAAGCAAGCAGAGAUCAACAGCAAACAGCUGAGUGAUAUAUUGUAUAAAUCCAAAGGUGAAGAAAUAAUUCACAAGUACCACCUCCCUCCUGAUGUGCCCCAGUUCAUCCAGGCCAGAGUUAAUGCCUAUAACAUCAGUGAUGCUAACUACAAAGCAGACUGGAAGAAAACCCUUUCCAAAGGGUAUGACCUGAAACCAGAUGCCAUUCCCAUUAUUGCAGCCAAAGCCUCUCGGAACAUCGCGAGUGACUACAAGUACAAGGAAUCCUACGAGAAGGACAAGGGCAAACAGGUCGGGUACCGCAGCCUCCAGGACGACCCCAAACUGGUUCACUACAUGAACGUGGCCAAAAUCCAGUCGGACCGCGAGUACAAGAAGGACUACGAGGUCACCAAGACCAAGUACCACACUCCCCUGGACAUGUUCAGUGUGACAGCGGCCAAGAAGGCCCAGGAGGUGGUUACAAACACAGGCUACAAGCAGCCAAUCCACAAUUACACCCUCCUGCCCGAUGCUGUCAGCCUGGAGCUCUCCAGGAACGUGAUGCAGCUUCAGAGCGACAAUUUGUACAAAUCUGACUUCAAUAACUGGCUGAGGGGGGUUGGCUGGGUACCAAUCCAGUCCCUGGAGGUAGAAAAGGCCAAAAAAGCCACGGAGAUCCUCAGUGAGAAGAAGUACCGGCAGCACCCCGAGCAACUGAAGUUCUCCAUCCCCACGGAUGCCAUGGAGCAAGUGCUGGCCAAGCAGAAUGCCAAGACCAUGAACAAGAGGCUCUACACAGAUAAAUGGAACAAGGAGAAGACCACCAUCCACGUCAUGCCAGAUACCCCAGAAAUCCUGCAGUGUAAAGUGAACCAGCUCACGAUGAGCGAUAAACUCUACAAGGCUGGCUGGGAGGAGGACAAGAAGAAGGGCUAUGACCUGCAGCCUGACGCCAUCCCCAUCAAAGCCGCCAAAGCCUCCAGAGACAUCGCCAGCGACUACAAGUACAAGCUGGCCUACGAGAAAGCCAAGGGCAAGCACAUCGGCUUCCGCAGCCUCGAGGACGACCCCAAGCUGGUGCACUUCAUGCAAGUGGCCAAGAUGCAGUCGGACCGGGAGUACAAGAAGGACUAUGAGAAGGCCAAGACCAAUUUCCAAACCCCAGUGGACAUGGUCAGCGUGGUGGCAGCCAAGAAAGCCCAGGAAGUGGCUACGAAUGCCAACUACAAAAACCUGAUCCACACCUACAACGUCCUGCCCGAUGCCAUGAGCAUCGAGCUGGCCAAAAACAUGAUGCAGCUGCAAAGUGAUAAUCAGUACAAAGCAGAGUAUGAUGAAAUGAUGAAGGGGGUUGGGUGGCUCCCACUGGGCUCCCUGGAAGCUGAGAAGAACAAAAAAGCCAUGGAAAUUGUCAGUGAGAAGAAAUAUCGGCAGCACCCGGACAAGCUGAAAUAUUCUGUUCCCAUGGACUCCAUGAACAUGGUCUUGGCUUUAAAUAAUGCCAAAAUCAUGGAUGAGCACAAGUACAAACAAGCCUGGGAAGAAGACAAAAAGAAAAUUCACAUCACCCCAGAUAUUCCCCAGAUUGUUUUGGCAAAAGCAAAUGCAUUUAACAUAAGUGAGAAAAUGUACAGAUCUUCCUUUGAGGAAUCCAGGAAGAAAGGAUACGACCUCAGAGCUGAUGCCAUCCCUAUUAAAGCUGCCAAAGCUUCCAGGGAUAUUGCCAGUGAUUACAAAUACAAGUUGGGAUACGAACAGGACAAGGGCAAACUCGUGGGCUUCCGCAGCCUCCAGGACGACCCCAAGCUCGUCCAUUACAUGCAAGUGGCCAAGAUGCAGUCGGACAGGGAGUACAAGAAGGCCUAUGAGAUGGGCAAGACCCACUACCAGACUCCCACGGACGCCCUCAGCGUGGUGGCCGCCAAGGAGGCCCAAGGGCGUGUGACCAACACCAACUACAAGCGGCUGAUCCACCAGUACAUGCUGCUGCCAGAUGCCAUGAGCCUGGAACUCUACAGGAACAUGAACCAGAUACAGAGUGAUAACGAGUACAAGCAGGAUUACAAGGAGUGGUUCAGGGGCAUUGGGUGGAGUCCCAUUGGUUCCCUGGACGUGGAGAAAUCCAAGAAAGCCACGGAGAUCGCGAGCGAUCAGAAGUACCGGCAGCACCCCAGCCAGUUCCCCUUCACCAAACAGAACGAUGCCAUGGACCUGGUCCUUGCAAAGCAGAAUGCAAAUAUCAUGAACAAACAUGCUUAUACUCAGGCCUGGGAGAAGGAUAAAACAAAGGUCCAUGUGAUGCCAGAUACACCAGAUAUUCUCCAGGCAAAACAGAACAAGACAAAUUACAGUCAGAAACUCUACAAGCUGGGCUGGCAGGAAAUGAUCAAGAAAGGCUAUGACCUCACACCUGAAGCCAUGUCAGUGAAAGCUGCCAAAGCUUCCAGGGACAUUGCAAGUGAUUUCAAGUACAAGGAAGGUUACCGCAAGCAGCAGGGACACCACAUCGGCUUCCGCAGCCUGCAGGAUGAUCCCAAGAUGCUGUGGUCUAUGCAAGUAGCUAAAAUGCAGAGUGACAGGGAGUACAAGAAAGAUUUUGAGAAGUGGAAGACCAAGUUUAAUAUGCCUGUGGAUAUGUUAGGCUUCCUCUUGGCCAAGAAGUGCCAGGAACUGGUCAGUGAUAUCGACUACAAGCGGAUACUGCACCGCUGGACUUGCCUGCCAGACCAGGUUGAUGUCACCGAGGCCAAGAGGGUCAAUGAACUGCAGAGUGAUAACUUGUAUAAGUCAGAUCUACAAUGGCUCAGGGGCAUUGGAUGGAGUCCUCUGGGAUCUCUGGAGUCUGAGAAGAACAAGAAAGCUUCUGAAAUCCUGAGUGAGAAGAAGUACCGGCAGCACCCGGACACCAUCAGGUUCACGAGCAUCCCAGACGCCAUGGAUGUCGUUCUGGCCAAGUCUAAUGCCAAAAACAGGAGUGAUAUCCUCUACAGAGAAGCUUGGAACAAGGACAAGACUCAGGUUCACAUCAUGCCUGACACUCCCGAAAUUUUGCUGGCAAAGUCGAAUUUGAUUAACACAAGUGAUAAACGUUACAAGCUGGGAUAUGAAGAGCUGAAGAAGAAGGGCUAUGACCUUCCUCCUGAUGCCAUCCCUCUCCAGGCAGCAAAGGCAUCCAGGGACAUUGCCAGUGAG
Empidonax traillii (willow flycatcher) is the source of this 4680-nucleotide messenger RNA. Its product is annotated as nebulin-like. Gene Ontology annotation, molecular function: actin filament binding. Gene Ontology annotation, cellular component: Z disc. NCBI's taxonomy places the organism in Eukaryota, Metazoa, Chordata, Aves, Passeriformes, Tyrannidae. The transcript is spliced from 33 exons. The record is from RefSeq and is a predicted model, not a curated record. Gene Ontology annotation, biological process: cardiac muscle thin filament assembly. The annotation marks the transcript as partial.